CCUGAAGAUACAGCUUUCAAGUAGCAAAAUAUAUCACACCAAGACGUCAUGACUAGCAUCAUCAACAACGUUCUUCCAAUCGGAGACCUCUCCACCCGUGCCUAUGUGCGGUGGGACGCGAAAGGGGUUGAAGAAGUGCCUCCAAGCGAAGCAGAGGACAUCCAAGCCGUUGCUGAGAUGAUCAACGAGGGACAGCGCAGAACUUGGAACUCGACACGGCAUGGGUACGGCGGUACUCAUGCCAGAACACAGGGUAUCGUUAAAGGCACAUUCAUCGUCUCUGAUGACUUGCCUCCCCACUUGAAGCAGACGGAACUGUUCCAACACGGCGGCGAGUACCCUGCAGCCUGCCGUUACAGCUCAGAGCCCGGUGACCCGGGUCUUGAUGAUCGCAUCCCCCAACCCCGGGGCUUUGCCAUGAAGCUGUUCAACGUCAAAGGAGAAAUGUUUGAAGCCGGCAAGGAUACUCCAACUCAGGACAUUGAAUUCAAUAGUACCCCGGCCAUUGACCUUGCUGAUGCAAAGACCACAAAGGAAAUUAUCGGGCUUCGGCUCAAACAUGCUGGCAACAAAGAGGAAUUGAAUAAACAUCUCAACGCUCGCCAAGACGCCCAGCUUCAGCUCGCCCGAGACCAAGUCCGAAACACUCACCUUGAAUCCACGCGACAGUAUUCACAGACGGCGUACCGGUUCGGAGACUACGUCAUCAAGUACUCCCUCGUCCCAUCCACUGAGACGCAGAGAAAGCUCUACGACGAGACUGUGAAGCCAGAGCAUGACGAGGCCAUCCUGCAAAAGUGGCUGCAGAAUUUCCAUGCUCAUCACGAUGCGGAAUAUCUCUUCCAGGUGCAGCUGCUAGAGAACCUCGGUGAUCAGCCUGUCGAGUACUCAGGUGCCGUGUGGGAUGAGUCAAAGUACCCCUGGCAGACUGUCGGCAAGCUUGUGAUUCCACAACAGGACAGUUUUGACUACGAGAGGAAGAGAUUUUGGGAAGACUAUGCUCGUGUUGAUCCAUGGCAUGGGUUGAAGAGUCUUCAACCAUUGGGUAGCUCGAACAGGCUUCGGCGGGCAGUCUACGCUGCGAGCAGCAGUAUGCGCCGCAAGCUCAACGGGGUAAAAGAGGUCCAAGUCAAAAGUAUCAAUGAGAUACCUAAUUGAAGAUCUUUCCAGGCAUCUGAGCAGGUCAGAGACCGGCGGCGGGCCAAGGGACGCCGUCGGCUGUUAACUUGUGUCUGAGCCAUGAUAGAUUUUAUACGACGAACCAUCUAGUAUUCAUCAGCUGUAAUAUAAAUUGACAAUUGCUAUUUCCCAUUCAAA
Colletotrichum godetiae is the source of this 1317-nucleotide messenger RNA. RefSeq names its product catalase-like domain-containing protein. Bases 49 to 1158 code for a protein of 369 amino acids. Lineage: Eukaryota; Fungi; Ascomycota; Sordariomycetes; Glomerellales; Glomerellaceae. Gene Ontology annotation, molecular function: heme binding; catalase activity. Gene Ontology annotation, biological process: response to oxidative stress. The transcript is spliced from 3 exons. The record is from RefSeq and is a predicted model, not a curated record.